Molecule: messenger RNA, 823 nt
Organism: Polyodon spathula (Mississippi paddlefish)
Lineage: Eukaryota; Metazoa; Chordata; Actinopteri; Acipenseriformes; Polyodontidae
Product: protein C1orf43 homolog
Exons: 4
Coding region: 161-625 (154 amino acids)
Biological process (GO): phagocytosis
Source: RefSeq, a predicted model, not a curated record
UCCAUUUCUCGACUUUAUUUCCAGGGAGAGUUGGAGAGAUACAGUGUUGCGUCCUGAGCUCAGAAAUGGAUUCAUGCAAAGAUUAAACUAGCGCAGCAGUGCGGUCGCUCAGAUCGCGAUCAUUGCGUUUUGUCGGCGGUGUCGCGACAGAGCCGGGGCCAUGGCGUCCGUCACCACUCUCUCCGGAGUGAAUGUUGUUCUGGUUAUGGCGUACGGCACUCUGGUUUUCGUGCUGCUGUUCAUCUUCGUGAAGAGACAGAUCAUGCGCUUCGCGGUCAAGUCCAGGAGAGGCCCCCACGUGCCGCUGGGACACAACGCACCAAAAGACCUGAAGGAGGAGAUUGAACUCCGGCUGUCCAAGGUGCAGGACAUCAAGUAUGAGCCUCAGCUACUGUCCGAGGGCGAUGAGAGGCUGCAGCAGCUGCAGGAGCCGGGCAGCCCGUGUUGCUUUAACUAUCUGUACAGAAUGAGAGCGCUGGAUGCCAUCAGGACCUCUGGUAGGAAAUGCAGCUUUUUCGUGUUUCGUUCCCCUCGGAGCCCUCAAAGCGCUGCAUUUAAAGGGGUGUUUGCAAAUGAAGUAGUUCCCCAAGUCUUGCACCCGCUCGCUAUGCAGGUCGGAAAUUAAUACAUGAUUUAUAGUCUGGAUUAUAAACAUGAUUUAUAGCUCUGUGCAUUUGCAUCACUUAGAAUGCAGGAUUGAGACAUAAGAAAAAAGAUACUAUAUGAACAUAAUUUAGAUCUCUUUUUAACGUUGUGUAAUUAAAAGAAAUUACAAAACGAUAUUGCAAAAGUCUGCCCAGAAGCCGUACGUGUUGACCUGUAC